Molecule: messenger RNA, 207 nt
Organism: Lichtheimia ornata
Lineage: Eukaryota; Fungi; Mucoromycota; Mucoromycetes; Mucorales; Lichtheimiaceae
Exons: 2
Coding region: 1-207 (68 amino acids)
Source: RefSeq, a predicted model, not a curated record
AUGCGCUCCACGUUUGGUGCACCAGAUUGCGAGACUGAUCUCAAAGACGUUGGCUCGGUUGGCUUUUUGGGGCUUAACUACUCUACAACUUGGUCUUCGGUUACAGUAACCAACAACAAGGGUCUUCAUGCAUAUGAAAAAGGCAAGUGCAAUGAAAACAGUGAAGAAGGGUUUAUUGUAAUAAUGAGUAAUGCUACUAUUGAAUAG